Molecule: messenger RNA, 417 nt
Organism: Volvox carteri f. nagariensis
Lineage: Eukaryota; Viridiplantae; Chlorophyta; Chlorophyceae; Chlamydomonadales; Volvocaceae
Exons: 1
Source: RefSeq, a predicted model, not a curated record
CAUGGUGCGAAUGAUGUCCGUGGUGCGGGUGACGUCCGUGGUGCGGGUGAUGUCCGUGGUGUGAGUGACGUCUGUGGUGCGAGUGACGUCCGUGGUGCGGGUGACGUCCAUGGUGCGGGUGACAUCCAUGGUGCAGGUGAUGUCCGUGAUGCGGGUGACGUCCGUGGUGUGGGUGACGUCUGUGAUGCCAGUGACGUCCGUGGUGCGGGUGACGUCCAUGGUGCGGGUGAUGUCCGUGAUGCGGUUGAUGUCCGUGGUGCGGGUGACAUCCGUGGUGCGGGUGACGUCCGUGGUGCAGGUGAUGUCUGUGGUGCGAGUGCCGUCCGUGGUGUGGGUGACGUCCGUGAUGCAGGUGACGUCCGUGAUGCGGGUGACGUCCGUGGUGCGGGUGAUGUCUGUGAUGCGGGUGAUGUCCGU